AUGGUGAAAAAGUUUGUAUGCCAGCAUAGCUCCUUUCGUAAAGUUUCUAGAGAAGAAAAUAAAAAAGGGAAUUCAAAAAAUGCUAACUGUUUAGCUUCUGUAACAUGUGUGGUAAAAUUAGAUACUCAUUCUACACGAAAAGUAGAUCCUUAUAUUAAAGAUGGGUUAUAUGGCGUUAUAACAAUUAAAAAUAAACAUAACCAUAGUAUUGACACUGCUGAAACUUUACGCUUUUUACCAGCAGAUAAAAUACUUAAAAAUACCUUUUUUGAGUAUUUUAACGAUAAUAUGAGUAUAACUGAUGCAAUUAAUUGUCAUGAGCGCAUUUUAGAAUUAAAAGAAAAUUUUUCACUAGAAAUGUUAGCUAAUGGAUCUAUUAAUCCAACUUAUAGAACUGUUCAAAAUUGGCACAAUGAAUGGAGGUUAGAAAAUUUAGGUCCGCGGUCUGGAACAGGUUUGAUUGAGAAAAUAAUACAAAAGAUUGAUGUUUAUAAAGAGAGAAAUGUAAUAGUUAAAUUUAAGGAAGACCCAUUUGCAUUAGUUAUUGUUACUCCACUUAUGCAACGAGCACAUUCAUUAAAGUCAUCUAGUAAUGUUGUAUUCGUAGACAGUACAUCUGCCUGUGAUGCAGACAAUUAUUCUAUUACAUUUAUGCUUACUCCGUGUGCAGCAGGUGCAGUUCCAUUAGCAAUAAUUAUUACAAAAGGUCAGACAUAUUCAGCAUAUAACACUGGAUUUCAGUUACUAAAAGAAUGUGGCAUAAAUUGCUUUGGUGGUGUUGGUUGGCCAAAAGUCUUUAUAACUGAUAAUGCUGCCGCUGAAAUAAACGCAAUUGAAAACAACUGGCCAAAUAGUAUCCAUUUACUUUGCAUUUUUCAUGUUUGUCAGGCUGUUUGGCGUUGGGUCUGGGACUCAAAGAAUAGCAUACCAAAAGAUAAGCGACCAAUGCUUAUGAAUAGUUUUCAAUCUAUUUUAUAUGCUAAUACAAUUGAUUCUUCAGAGAAAUUUUUUAAUGAAAGUAUUAAAAACUCUGAAUUUCCAAAAUGGACAAGAUAUCUAAAUGAACACUGGCACACAAGACACAAAUGGUGUUUAGCGUGGCGUGAUGAAUCAACUAAAGGUCAUCACACCAAUAACUAUUCUGAAAUUACUGUUCGAAUUUUUAAAGACACUGUUCUUUCAAGAGUAAAAGCCUACAAUGUCGUAGCUUUAUUAGAUUUUACGUGCACAGUAUUAGAAGAUCAUUAUUGUAGGCGCUUAAUGGCUUUUGCUAAUUGUAGACACACUAAAAAUAGAAAUGCUAGAAUCUUUUUAGAUUCAUUAAUAAAAAAAGCAAGUACAAUACAAAAAGCUCAUAUAGAAUCUAAAUCAGAAUAUGAGUAUUGUGUACAGAGUGAAAAUGAUUCAUCAUGUAUUUAUAAUGUAAAUAUUAUGGGAGGUUGUUGUUCAUGCCUUUCUGGUAAAUUUGGUAAAUUUUGUAAACAUCAGUGUGCUGUUUACAUUCAUUUUGAUGUGAUUUCAAAAAGUUUCCCUCCAGUUACCCCAAAAGAUAGAUAUGAGAUUGCUGUUUUAGCCCAAGGGAAUGUAUCUAUCUCCCCAGAUUUCUUCCAGUCAUUUUUAUCGGUUAAUAAUUUUCCUCAAAUUGAUGCACCAAAUGAAUAUAAUACUGAUUUGCUAAAUUAUUCUAAUACUAAUGAGCCAGAUUAUUCACAGGAAAAAGAUAAUAAUGUACCAAAUAAUUCUGAAAUUAAAGAAAAUAAAGAGACAAAGACCAAAACAAUAGAUUGCAUUAUAGAUUUAAUCAAAUCUAAAGACUCAACGUUUGGCUCAUCCACUGCAGGGUUGAAUAUUUUAGAGUCUCGUUUGAAGAAAGUAACAACAGAAGGACAGUGGCAAUCAUUUUUACAUACUGCUGGAAAUUCAACUGUGGCUUUGCGAAAAAGACCUGGUGCAAAAAUUAGAGUCCAGCCAACAUCUAUUGCAAGGAGAUUACCAAGAGUUACAAAAGGAAGUAGACGUUUACCAUCAGGCCGUCCAGCAAAUGGCGAAAUCACCACCAAAAAAAGAAAAAGAAAUCUUGGUGGUAAUGUCCAAUUGAAUGUGCCAAAUGCAAAAUCACAUGGUCACAACCAUUAA
Molecule: messenger RNA, 2136 nt
Organism: Aphis gossypii (cotton aphid)
Lineage: Eukaryota; Metazoa; Arthropoda; Insecta; Hemiptera; Aphididae
Exons: 5
Coding region: 1-2136 (711 amino acids)
Molecular function (GO): zinc ion binding
Source: RefSeq, a predicted model, not a curated record